Kalmanozyma brasiliensis GHG001 is the source of this 2256-nucleotide messenger RNA. RefSeq names its product Dbl homology (DH) domain protein. Gene Ontology annotation, biological process: intracellular signal transduction. The record is from RefSeq and is a predicted model, not a curated record. Gene Ontology annotation, molecular function: guanyl-nucleotide exchange factor activity. Bases 1 to 2256 code for a protein of 751 amino acids. Lineage: Eukaryota; Fungi; Basidiomycota; Ustilaginomycetes; Ustilaginales. The transcript has a single exon.
AUGGUCGUGUUGCUCGAAGAUGCUGUGGGCAGGAUCUGCAACGGUACCGCUGAAGAGGCCGCUCAGCUGCUCGCACAAGGUCAAGUCAACGAAGAGUCAGAGACGGAUCGAGUUGGACAGGUCUUCCUCAAAAUGAUGCCGCGUAUCGAGCAGGUCUACUCGGCCUACUGCUCGCGGCACGAGGUUUCCAUGGCUAGGUUGCAAGAGCUGCUGAGCACACAGCCAAAGGUCGGCUCCUUCCUCAGUGAAUGCACUCGGGCUGCGCGGGCGUACACGAAUGCAUGGGAUCUGUCGUCACUGCUAAUCAAACCCGUUCAGCGAGUGCUCAAGUACCCCUUGCUCCUCUCUCAGAUCCUGGCGUCGACGAGCGCCAAGCAUCCGGACUCGGAGAGCCUCUCCGCAGCCUCGGUGGAGAUUCAGAAGGUCGCAGACAACAUCAACGAGGUCAAGAAACGCAAAGACCUCGUUGAGCAAAUUGUCAGCGGCAAGACGACCAAGCGCACGACCAGCCAACGCAUGCAGCACGGCGCCACCAAGAAGCUACUGCGUCGUCAGGAGAAGGUGAAGAAGCUCGUGCUGGGGCCAGCAGAGGACAUCCUGGCCGACGAUGGCCAGUACAAGGCGCUCGUGGUGCAGUUCCGGCAGUUGGAGAAGUCGACGGGGGCGUUUGCUAGACGAUGCAUCGGCUGGUCGUCCAGCGUCAAGGAUGUUCACGUCACGCAGCUCAGAAUGCUGGAACAGUGGGGCCGUGCAUAUGCAGUCGAGGAGGUCGCCGCGCGCACCGAGGCCGAGCUUCGUCUGCGCGCGUUCGCUGAGCUCGUCGAGGGCACCCUGCUCAAAGCAUACUGGACGCAGCUGGACGCGGAAAUCAGUAAAGGCCUCAAGCCCGCCAUUCAGCGCAUCUCGGCCAUGUUCACUCUGCCGCAAGCGGUUCUUGCCAAACGUGACGAUCGCGAGCCAGACUAUACGCGGUACAGGACCGAGAUCGCCCGCGGUGGUGCCAAGGCGGUGGACAAGAAGCUCACAGAGAGCGCCAACGCCUUUGUCGCGCUGCACACGCAGCUGAUGAACGAGCUGCCCCAGUUCAACUAUGGCGUGCAGACUCUGCUGGACCUCUGCAUCGAGUCGUUGGCACGGACGCAAGCUUCGUAUCACCUACGCGUGCAGCAGGCGCUGAUCGGCUUCUGGCAGACCUACGGUCCUGAGGGCAAUACGGACAUCGCGAUCAAUGAGGAGACGGACGAGCGAUCCAUGGGCCACGUCAACCCGGUCAAGAUCUUCUGGCCGCUGCACAGCAACAUGGCAGGAUUCGCCGAGUCCUUGGGCAUCAUCCAGGGCACGACCAGUAACCGCCGCUCUCGAUCGACAUCGUUGAGCGUCGACAACGAGCUGCUCACCGCGAGCAACAUCAGUCCUGCCAGCACGAAUCACUUUUCGCCACUGCAGUCGGAUCGUGCGCUACCCGACCCGGAAUUCGCCUCGAUGGUACCCGACGCUACGAGCAUGAGCCAGCAGAUCGAGUCCAUCACCGGCGCAGGAUCGGAAGAGCUGUUGACGCCCAUGAGCGAGAGAGCCAGUCCGGCCGCGUUCAGCACUCCGCCCCUCGGAUCGCAAGGUCGCGCAUCGCUCUCACCUCAGCUGCGUCAGGCACCGUUGCUUGGUUCGCCCGCUCCCAUCGGCUCCGUGCCGGGAGGCAUUGAUCAGCGUCCGUCUCUGCGAACGGCCAAAUCUGGCGGGCUGAUCGGACUGCUGCGCUCGGUGAGCGGUGCGCCGUCCGCAGGCUCGCGCAAAGGGUCGCAGUCGUUCGACACGGCCAAUGAGAGCUUCGAAGUCAGCACCAGUUCGGACCCGCCCACGCCGGUCAGCAAGCACACGCCCGACACGACGAGCGACGCUGUCGCCGCUCCCACGCUGCCAGCGCUCACGUUCAACUCGGGCUUCUUCAGCCAGUCGGACGCGGUGUUCACUUCGGCUUCGACGCGCGGGCUCAGCGAGCAGGCGGAAGGAGGACGGAAGGCUGCGAAGGCGCGCAUGGGCUCGUCAUCGUCAGCGGCGGCGGCGAUGGGGACCAUGGCUGCGGUUGCGAACAGUCCGGCGCGACUGAAGGGGACGACCAAGAACGGAUACCUAUUCAUCGACUAUGAGGUGGGAGAUCUGUUCAGGGUGCUCGACCAGGACAAGACGCAUCUGUUUGGCAGCUCGGAGCACGGCGUGACGGGCUGGGUCGAGAGGGAGAACUUUGUGCCUCUGUCAUAG